Ectocarpus siliculosus is the source of this 2694-nucleotide messenger RNA. Lineage: Eukaryota; Phaeophyceae; Ectocarpales; Ectocarpaceae. The record is from the annotation of a GenBank genome assembly.
AUGAACAACUACGGGCCGGGAGUCUCGCUAGCGUCGGUGGAAGUCUCCACCCCCUUCGCCACCGGCUCGUACAACGCAAUUGUCGCUUUCGAUGCGACACACUGCGUCCAGAUGUGCUGCGAGCAAGAAGAAUGUGCCCGUGCUGUCUUCAAUGAAGGGGAAUCUAUCUGCUACCUCAAGGGGUCCGAAGCGUUGGCGAGCUACCACGACGUGCCCGCCACCGGCGUAUCAACUUAUACCAUCGACACAAGAGAAGGUAGCUCCGAGCCUGUGGAGCUGGUGCCGACGCAGUGCAGCAGCAAGCGAGGGGUUGCUUUUGGGUUCAAGGAAUCGGGCGACCUGUACACUCUGAAGACGGGAAUUUCCUGGUGGUAUGAUUGGUCCCCGGGGUCCCUCGCGGACGGAAUUUUGGAAGCAUCGCUGACCCAGGGCUCACUGUACGUUCCCAUGAUCUGGGGAGAGGGCGACUUGACAGAGGAGCGCCUGAGAGAUCUUGCGUGGGUAGGGGACACCUCUCCUUACUUGCUCGGCUUCAACGAGCCGAACUACGGGGAACAGGCAAAUCUCACCCCUCAGGAAGCGGCUGACCUUUGGCCUCAAGUUCGACAACAGGCGGACGAUUUGGGCAUGGAGCUGGUGUCCCCAGCCGUCAACUUCUGCUACGGGAAUUGUGUCGAAGAGGACCCCAUCACGUGGCUGGAUGAGUUCUUCGAGGCGUGCGGUGGUGACGUCGAAGACCGCGACUUCUGCGGCAUCACGCACAUAGCCAUCCAUUCUUACACAUGCGAGGUCAAGUACCUGAACAAGCACAUCCACAUGUACGUCCAGCGGUACGGUUUGCCGAUCUGGCUGACCGAGUUCGCCUGCGGUUUCGAGGCAACCGAGCUCGACGCAUACGGUCAGGCGGAUUUCCUGGAAAGCGCCUUGACCUACCUAGAGCUGAACCCUCACAUCUUCCGCUACGCAUGGUUCACCGCGAUAUCUGCCGACAACGACGGGCUUGACAACUCCAUCAACCUGCUUGACGCCGAGACCAAGGAGCUGACGGUCGUCGGAGAUACACGAGCAGACUUGGAUGUAGAUCCCCUCGCAACCGUGAUCACGAACGCGGUCAUUGCGAACGUUGGCGGGGCUGGGUACUACGACGAUGUGGUGGACAUGAUCGACGGGGAGAACAUGAACUGCCCAUCGUAUGACGAUGCUUGUGUCAAAGAGGAAGUGUGCGUGAACGGCGGCCUGGCUCCUUUCGACGAAGUGUCUGUGUCCUUCCGGGGACCCAUGAACCUAUACAACAUCGCCUGGUUCGAAGGCACCGCGGACGGAACUCUAGAGCGUACCACCUCCUGGACUCCGGGUGAGCUCGGAGACAACAUCGCUUUCAUGAACAAUCGAGGUGGACUGUCUGACUGCUCCGGCGAGUGGAGUAUCUGUGGCGGAAACAGCCAGAGCUUCGCGGACGCCACGAUUCUGCGAACCGCGCAGUAUGGGUGCAACUGCCGUGGCGCGGGAGGAAAUGGUGGCUGCGGAGAGUUCGACAUCAUAGAGGGUAUCGUCGGCAACAAGUACAGUGAUAUGCUUUUCACGACGGAGAAAACAACGUACGCUGCCAUCUUCCGGGGAAACAGCGGCGACAGUGAGUCUUACCUCCAAGUGGCGCAGCUCGACGGUUGGGACUUCACGGCGGAGUCGCUGACGGCUUCAGAAUUGGACAAGAUGAAAGGCUCCGAAGAGGAGACGCACCCGAUUUAUUCCGUGGACUCGCGGUCCACUAGUGCGGGCUGUGAUUCCAGCCCAGACCCCGCGGUUGGUGAAUACAUCGAGGAGAUGCUGUCGCUGGCAGAGGGGUACGAAUACAUAGGGUGCUUCCACGACAAGUCACCGAUGGACGAAAGGGAUAUGGCGCUAAGUUCGAAGCGGGAGUUCGCUCAGAACAAGCCUAGCAUGUGCGCGGCCCGAUGUGCCAAGGAGGACGGCGCCACCUUUUUCGGCCUUCAAAACGGUGGCUUGGUAAGCAGCGUAUACGUCAUCCCUGUGGAACACACGUACGUCGGCUGCUUCGAAGACAAGAAAGACGAUCGGGAUCUACUCCUCGUCCCCAAGGUGGUGUCUUCCUACCUCACGCCGGCGGCCUGCGCGGCCUACUGCUCCUCCGUCGAGGGGGCCACGUACAUCGGGGUACAGUCCGGCCGCAAGUGUUUCUGCGGGGACUCGUUCGGAAAGCACGGACAGUCGACCCUGUGCAGCGAGCCCUGCUACGGCGACGAAGACCAGGUUUGCGGAGCGCAUAACGUCAACAGCGUGUACACUCUUCUGCCUGAGGAUGAGGUCGAUCGAACCCCGUUGAACGCGGGCAUCCAAGACCAGCAGGCAGUGUGCGGGGGGAAGCGCUGCGGCUGCUUCCUGAACGAGAGCCUGGGAGACUCCCUGUUGUCUGGCGGCAACGAUAUGGAUAGCGAGGCACUGUCCCGAACAUCCUGCAAGGAAGCUUGCGAGAAAGGUGGCUUCCCGUUCUACGGCCUUGAGUGGUCAAUCAUCUGCUUCUGCGGCGGAAAUAAGACCGCCAAGGCCAAGUUCAUCGAGGGAAUCGAGGCGUACCGGCUGGCCGACGAUACCGGGGCGUGUGACAUGCCUUGCCCGGGGAAUGGGGAGGACACCUGCGGCGGGUACGGUGCGGUAGAAAUUUGGGAGGUCUGA